AUGAACGCCCCCACUGUGAAGAGCGAUCCGGAGCUCUACCCACCCAUUUUCCGCAACUUCUCCAUGUUCAGAAGGUAAACCUCCAGAGCUCCAAACACCACAGAGUCGUGGAUUCCACGGUGACUGACUGACUGACUUACUGACUAUCUGGGAUCCCACGCCUGCUCGCCAUCGUCUCAGGAGCUACGACCUGAUGGAGAGCCUCCUCAAGGUCUACAUUUACAAGGAGGGGGAGAAGCCCAUCUUCCACCAGCCGGAGCUCACGGGGAUCUACUCUUCCGAGGGAUGGUUCAUGAGGCACAUGGAAGGAAGCAGGCGGUUCCUCGUCGAGGAACCCAGACAGGCCCACCUCUUCUACAUGCCCUUCGGCUCCCACCUCCUCCAGACGCAGCUGUACGUACCAGAUUCCCACUCCCACGAUAACCUGAUCGAGUUUCUGCGGAAGUACGUCUCGACGAUCGCAGCCAAAUACCCCUUCUGGAACAGGACCGACGGUGCGGACCACUUCCUGGUUUCCUGCCACGACUGGGUGAGCAUCUCCGUCGCCGACGCCGGUGCCAUUGGUGGGAAAGGAUCAACUCGCUUCUGACCCAUCCAUCUUCUUCCUCUUCUUCUUCUGGCUUGGCAGGCGACGCACGAGACAUGGCGAGCGAUGGGGACCUCCGUCAGGGCCCUCUGCAACGCCGACACCACGGAGGACUUCGUGGUGGGGAAGGACGUCUCCCUGCCGGAGACGAACGUGCGCAGCGUGCAGGACCCGGCGCGGAACCUCGGCGGGAGGCCGGGGAGGAAGAGGACCCUGCUGGCCUUCUUCGCGGGUCAGAUGCACGGCUACCUCCGCCCCGCCCUGUUGCAGCACUGGGGGGACGACCCCGACAUGGUGAUCCUCGGCCCGUUGCCUCCCAGCGGCAGCGGCGGAGGCAGCAAGGGGAAGAAGGCGGUGAACUACGCCCAGUACAUGAAGAGCAGCAGGUUCUGCGUGUGCCCGCGCGGGUUCGAGGUGAACAGCCCGAGGGUGGUGGAGGCCAUCUUCUACGAGUGCGUGCCGGUGAUCAUCUCCGACAACUUCGUGCCGCCCUUCUUCGAGGUGCUCGACUGGGGGGCCUUCUCCGUCAUCAUCGAGGAGAAGGACGUCCCCCGGCUGAAGGAGAUCCUCCUCUCCAUCUCCAGGCCCAGGUACCUGGCCCUGCAGACCGGCGUGAGGAAGGUGCAGAAGCACUUCCUCUGGCACGACCAGCCCACCAGGUACGACCUCUUCCACAUGAUCCUCCAUUCCGUCUGGUUCAACCGGGUCUUCCAGCUAAGGUCGUCGCCCGACGGCGCUUCAACCGUCGGGCGGUAG
This is a messenger RNA of Spirodela intermedia, 1342 nucleotides long. The record is from the annotation of a GenBank genome assembly. Lineage: Eukaryota; Viridiplantae; Streptophyta; Magnoliopsida; Alismatales; Araceae.